Molecule: messenger RNA, 546 nt
Organism: Lotus japonicus
Lineage: Eukaryota; Viridiplantae; Streptophyta; Magnoliopsida; Fabales; Fabaceae
Exons: 3
Coding region: 1-546 (181 amino acids)
Source: RefSeq, a predicted model, not a curated record
AUGGCAAUCGACGAUCUCGCCACCAUCAAUGCCUCCAAGGAGAACUGGACUAUUGUUGUAAAAGUGAACCGUUUAUGGGUAAGUCCGAGCUUAUAUGGUUUGAAGCUUCCCUUUUCCAUGGACAUGGUUCUUAUGGAUGGCAAGGGUUGUAAGAUUCACGCUUCAGUUAGCAAGACUCUUAUUUACCGAUUCCAGUAUUUGAUAAGUGAAGGACGCGUAUAUCAGAUUUCAUUUUUUGGUGUUGGUGAAAGCGGUCGUGAUUUCCGCCCAACCUCGCAUCCAUUCAAGAUCAACUUUGAUAUACACACUUAUGUACGAUUGGUUCCUAACAAUGCUAUCAACUUAAGUCCUUACUCUUUUGUGCCACUUUGUAACAUAAUGUUUAAGGACCUUGAUACGUCUUUCCUUAUAGAUAUGAUUAGAAUUCUCACUAGAGCAAGUAAUGAACAAGAGCUUAAGAAAGAUAGUACAAAGCAGAAAAGAAUAACUAUUAAACUUGACCAAGAUAUACAUGUAUCACAAGAUACAUUUUUCAUUGACACAUAA